AUGGUAAGCUUCCGUUCAAUUCAGCCUCCCAAACGUUUCAAGGCCGAUACCUUGAACCCCCUUCUGGGCAGCCUGGCCAAGGACCCCAAGGCCACCGAAGACUUCAGCAAAGAGGUGGAAGAGCUCCUGAGUCGUGUGGACACCAUGGCCACGGCGGGGCGCUUGGAGGAAGCCGUUGAACAGCUGCUUGGUCUGGAGAAGAAGACACGACAGGCAUCGGAUGGCAUCUCAACCUCUAAAUUGGUCUGCAAGAUUUGCAAGCUCUACUUCGAAGCAAAGGAGUGGACCAAGCUGAAGGAGCACAUCAUCACCUUGCCAAAGAAGCGUGGGCAGCUCAAGAGAUCCACCACAGACAUGGUCCAUUUGGCCAUGAGCUGGUUAGAUGGUCUGGACAAGGAGAAGCGGUUGGAUCUCAUCAACACGCUGAACGAAGUCACCGAGGGCAAGAUUUUUGUGGAGGUGGAAAAGGCGCGUUUGACACAGAUGUUGGCCAAGAUGAAAGAGUCGGAAGGGAAGAUCGAUGAGGCUGCCAGUCUGGUACAAGAAGUCCAGGUGGAGUCUUUUGGUGCCAUGGAGCGAAGGGAGAAGACCGAAUAUAUCCUGAACCAGAUGCGCCUAGUCUUGGCGAAAAAGGACUUCGUGCGCACGCAGAUCAUCAGCAAGAAGAUCAACCCCAAACUCCUGGAGUCAGAGGACUUUCAGGAUCUAAAGAUCCAGUACUACGAAUUCAUGAUCAGGUACUGGCUACAUGAGAAGAAGUUCUUAGAUGUGGCCAAGUGUGUCUUUGCCAUUUUCAACACAGCCUCGGUGAAAGCCGAAGAGCCCAAGUGGAAAGAGGCAUUGACCGCAAGGGCACUCAGUCUUAAUCCGUCCAAAAAUGUCCAUGAGCGGGACCCCAGUGCUACCAAGGUUUUUGGGGCAGAACGUCCAUCGCUGGCCAUGGCGGCGAGUUCAAGCAGUUCGAGCAGUUCAAUCAGAGACCCCACAGAGGCUUCGCCGGGCGUGAGCCAAUCGACUCCGCGGAAGGCUGUCUCCUGGGGCACUGCAGAGGUCCGUGAGUACGACCCCCCCGAGCGCAACCAGAGUUGGCCGCGCAGUGAGACGCGCUUGCGGGCGAUUGCUGAGAGAUUUGCGGCAAUCAGAGACCUUGCCACUUGCCAGACUGAAGGUGCAGAAUUGAAAGCAGAACAGGUCAGCAAGAUGUGGAAAGAUGCAUGUGCCAUUGGAGACCUUGCGACAGAGAUCCAGGCGCUCCUUCAAGCUGCCCGAAAAGAAAACAAUGCGCUCUCAGUCCAAGAUCGCCAGGAGCCUGCGCGAACCAAGCCGAUCGUUGAAGAUGCCAAUCUGAAAGCACAGAAGUCGCUUGAAGGCUCCUCUCUAAGCAUUGACUCCAGGCAAAAGGAGAAGAAUCAGUCAAACACUGCCGCUGCGGCGCAGUCAAAGGUGGUGAGUCCACCGGUUGAAGAUCCGAUUACAAGGGCUAAACGCCAGUGGGAGGAGUGGUUGCAAAGAAAGCGAUCCUCCCUGGGGGAUAAGGAUCACCCAGAGAUUGCCGAGGCCCUGCUUGAAAUGGGCCAAAUGAUGAGCCGAGUUUUUGGUGAUUUUGUGAAAGCAAAGCAUUACCUGAUUGAGUCCUUGCAAAUGAGCCGCUCCUUGCAUCAAAAUCAUGAUCACAGUGACAUUGCCAAGAUACUGCACCAGUUCGGCAUUGUGAGUCUACAGGCCGGAGAUCUUGAGCAAGCCAAACAGCAGCUGGAAGAGUCCAUGCGAAUGACCCGCUCCUUGCAUCAAAAUCAGGAUCACAGUGACAUUGCUGAGGUACUGCACCAGUUGGGUGUAGCAAGUCGACAGGCUGGAGAUCUUGAGCAAGCCAAACAGUACCUAGAAGAGUCCUUGCAAAUGAGCCGCUCCUUGCAUCAAAAUCAGGAUCACAGUGACAUUGCUGAGGUACUACACCAGUUGGGUGUAGCAAGUCGACAGGCUGGAGAUCUUGAGCAAGCCAAACAGCAGCUGGAAGAGUCCAUGCGAAUGACCCGCUCCUUGGAUCAGGACUAUCAUGGGCAUCAGGAUCGCAGUGACAUUGCUGAGAUGCUGCACCAGUUGGGCUUGGUGAGUCGAGAGGCUGGAGAUUUCAAGCAGGCGAAACAGCACCUGAAAGAAGCCUUGCGAAUGAAGCGCUGCGUGUACGGGAAGACCAAUAACCUUCAAAUUGCUACGACACUGAAGGAGUUAGGCCUCGUCAAUCGAGACGAUGGAUUUCUGCCGGAAGCGAGCCAGCAGCUGGAAGAGUCCUUGAAACUGAAGUUGUCUGUGGGUCCGCGCAGCUCGGAUCCUGACAUUGCCGCGAUAUUAAAUGAUCUGGGCAGCUUGAACGGAGAAAUUGGCAAUCUCAAACGCGCCAAGGAGUGCUUCAAGCAGUGCUACCGACAGCAGGUCUCUUUGCACGGAAAUGGGGAUCACCCUGGAAUUGCUGUGACACUGCACAAGUUGGGUGUGGUGACUCGACGGUCUGGAAAUCUCAAGCAAGCCCAAGCGCAGUUGGAGGAGUCCUUGCGAAUACAGCGUUCCUUGCACAAAGGGGAUCACCCUGGAAUUGCUGGGACACUCCACGAGUUAGGCGUCCUAUUUGGAGAUGCCAAAGAUUUCGAGAAAGCCAAACAGCAGCUGGAGGAGUCCUUGCGAAUGAAUCGUUCCUUGCACGGAGAUGGAGACCACCCUGACAUUGCAGCGACACUGCGCCAGCUGGCCACAGUGAGUCGACUGGCGGGGGAUCUCAAUUAAAUGGCACAGUGGUUGGAGGAGUCCCUUCCAAAUGAGGGAUUCUUCUGAGUACUUCUGAGGCAAAUGAUUACUUAAUUGAUUAAUUAGCCUGAUGUAUUGUUGCAGUUGCGUCCGAGACAGCGCAAGCUUGGCAGAAUGACUUGUGGAAAAGCUGAACGGGCCCAUGGCAAUGC
Molecule: messenger RNA, 2954 nt
Organism: Cladocopium goreaui
Lineage: Eukaryota; Dinophyceae; Suessiales; Symbiodiniaceae
Source: the annotation of a GenBank genome assembly